CAGAGAGAGAGGAUGUCUAUGGAUAUCAGUUUAUGGGAGCAGAAAUUUCAAGAACUGAUCCGAGAGAAAAAGCCUCAGGCAAGAUGGACACUGAAGUUGAAUGGGAAGCUUCAGCCAGACUGUGUGGCUCCAGGGUGGAAGCAAUACCAGCAGAAUGCCUUUGGCAGGUUCCAAUGUUCCUCGUGCUCACGAAAAUGGGCUUCUGCCAAAGUGCAAGUCCUCUGCCAUAUGUACCAGGAGCCCCCAAAGUCCCAGGGCCAGGUGCUAAUGCGGCUGUUUGCUCAGAGGUGUAAGAAGUGCCUUGGGUCCCAAUUUGAGAAGCCAGAGUUCUCUUCUGAGAACACCAUGAGGAUUCUUCACAACCUGGUGCAGCGUAUUCUGGACAGAUUCUAUAGAACCAGAGACUGGACAGCUCACGACUUACCAGUGAUUAUAGAGGUACCUUUGGAAGGGUCCCAUGACAUAGCCAAUUGUGAAGCAUGCUUUCUGGGCUUCUGUGUCAUGCGCUCCAUGACUGAGCCCCUCACAAACCCACCUUCCAACCAGAAGUUUGGGAAUUUCUCCACUACUACUGGUGACAUAGUUGUCCAAAACCGAGCCAGGAACCAUUUAGCUGAAGCAAGACUGCACCCAGCACAGGACUUGAGAGCACACGGACAGACGGUCGGACAGACAAGCACAGUCCCCACCUUUCAUUUGGACCCCCUGGCGCCCUCUUCGUCUGGUCAUGAGAAAGUGGUUGCCUGA
Messenger RNA from Elephantulus edwardii (Cape elephant shrew), 747 nucleotides. It is a transcript of the gene RTP4, whose product is annotated as receptor (chemosensory) transporter protein 4. Lineage: Eukaryota; Metazoa; Chordata; Mammalia; Macroscelidea; Macroscelididae. Gene Ontology annotation, molecular function: olfactory receptor binding. The record is from RefSeq and is a predicted model, not a curated record. The transcript is spliced from 3 exons. Gene Ontology annotation, biological process: detection of chemical stimulus involved in sensory perception of bitter taste; protein insertion into membrane; protein targeting to membrane. Gene Ontology annotation, cellular component: cytoplasm. Bases 13 to 747 code for a protein of 244 amino acids.